Messenger RNA from Dryobates pubescens (Downy woodpecker), 2207 nucleotides. It is a transcript of the gene ANGPTL7, whose product is annotated as angiopoietin like 7. Lineage: Eukaryota; Metazoa; Chordata; Aves; Piciformes; Picidae. Bases 411 to 1454 code for a protein of 347 amino acids. The transcript is spliced from 5 exons. The record is from RefSeq and is a predicted model, not a curated record.
CUCACUGCCCAGUCCUCUCCCACACCCCUUUCAAGACAGAACUGAGUGAAUUCUCUCCUGCUUUCCCAAACCCUUCUUGGCUGAAACCUCUUCCAAUUUCACCCUGUAAACACCUGAUAUGAGCAGCUGAACUGGGAGGGGCCAGAAAGCUCUUCAUAGCUUCAGGGGGGUGGAGGUAAACAGAAAAACUGUAUAUAUGGAGCUUUGAGACAGAUUUCCAAAGUACAGAGACUGACAGGAGAGGGCUGAAAAAAAAGCUACUUCUUCAGGCUCCACCUUCAGAGACUGACUUCACUGGAAGGAAGUUAGGUACCAGUCUGCUGGAGGACUUGCUGAAAGUUUCAUAGCUACCCCAGCUGCACUCAGACUACUCACAGGCAGCUGGAAGUUUUCUGUUGCUGUAAGCAAAAAUGCCAGCAAGAUCCAGUGCCCAGCUGGCAUGGCUCUGCUUUGUCACUGUGUCUGUGGCAAUCUACCCUGCAAUGCUGCAGAAGCCUCCUAAAAGGAGAACAAUCAAUGGGAAUGCACAGUCCAAGAUGACAGCCUGCUGCGACGAGAUCAAGGAGCUCAAGCUGCAAGUAGCCAACCUCAGCAGAAUGCUGCAAGAGCUGAGCAAGAAGCAGGAAGGUGACUGGGUGAACGUGGUGAUGCAGGUGAUGGAGCUGGAAGGGAGCACCAAGCAGAUGGAGUCUCGCCUCAUUGACGCCGAGAGCAAAUACUCCGAAAUGAACAACCAAAUAGACAUCAUGCAGCUGCAGGCGGCUCAGACCGUCACACAGACUUCAGCUGAUGCUGUCUAUGACUGCUCAUCACUCUACCAGAGGAACUACAGAAUUUCUGGUGUUUACAAGCUACCUCCUGAUGAAUUUUUGGGGAGUCCAGAUCUGGAGGUGUUUUGUGACAUGGAAACAGAUGGAGGUGGCUGGACUAUCAUCCAGAGGCGUAAAGUUGGUUUGACAUCUUUCAACAGGGACUGGAAACAAUACAAGGAUGGAUUUGGCAAUAUUAGGGGAGAUUUUUGGCUGGGAAAUGAAAAUAUCUACAGACUCUCAAGACGCCCCACUGUUCUGAGAGUGGAGUUGGAGGACUGGGAAGGCAACGUCCGCUACGCGCAGUACCAGCAGUUCACCCUGAGCAACGAACUCAACAGCUAUCGGCUCUUCGUGGGCAACUACACCGGCAACACAGGGCGCGACUCCCUGCGCUACCACAACAACACAGCCUUCAGCACGAAGGACAAGGACAAUGACAAGUGUGUGGAUGACUGUGCCCGGUUCCGUAAAGGUGGCUACUGGUACAACUGCUGCACAGAUUCCAACCUGAAUGGGGUUUACUACCGCAAGGGAGAGCACACCAAGAACAUGGAUGGCAUCACCUGGUAUGGGUGGCACGGCUCAACCUAUUCAUUGAAGAGAGUUGAGAUGAAGAUCCGGCCAGAGGACUUCAAACCAUAGAGGGAACCAGGAUUUGUUUGUACAGCUAUGUGAUGCCACUGGUGAAGGUGGGCAACGGAGAGCUCCAACUCACCCAGAUAAACGCUCAUUUCAUCUAAUAUGUGCAACAGCUACAUACUGGCUAUGAACACAGAGGCACACUAAGCACCUGCCACAGCCACUAGUGUCAUCAGGGCUCAAAAUUAUUUCCUCCUCUUAUGACUCUUUCCAAAGGGAAAAACGCUGUAUUAGAAUAGGUUAGGAGAGAAUGCACUUACAGCACCUUCAGAACACCCACUGCUGUAUUAACACUAGCAUUGUGACUGGUGAGUUGCCUUAGCAUUAACCAGCCAGACAGGGACUGAAAAAAGGCCUUUUUGUCACCUUUACUUUAGUGUCUAAAAGAAGCAUCCCUCCUUCCAAGCGGGACUCACAUCACAAAAUAUUCAUUUCAUACCAGAGGAAUCAAUCAGAAGUGCCCCUGAUGCACCUGUUUUUAGUGUACAGUAAGUGGCUUACAUUUCCACGCAGGAAAAAAGCAAAGCUGAAAAGUUUUGGAUCAAUUAGGAUUGCCCAGGUUCCCUCCUGAAGUUUUACUGCCAUCUCCUACUGCUGCCUCAAGUAGGUCCCCACAGAAGUCUGCACCCAGAAGACAGUAACCCUGGAGGAAGGAUUUCUCCUGUAUGCUCUGUGAUGCUUAUUCCUAUCCACAGAUCACCCAAAGGCUGGUGAAUUACAAAGCAACUUACUGGGCUGUCACAAAAUUGUGUUCAG